This is a messenger RNA of Diabrotica balteata, 1480 nucleotides long. Lineage: Eukaryota; Metazoa; Arthropoda; Insecta; Coleoptera; Chrysomelidae. The record is from the annotation of a GenBank genome assembly.
GCGCACGACAGUGUGGUACCCAAGUGAGCUGCGACACAGUGACAGUUCUUCCCGGGCAAUUGUUUUUAGCGGUCGCACGGCCUUCGUGAUAAAUAAAUUUAAUAGUAAAAGUCAAAAAGUGUCUGACCUCUUUCUCUUAAGAUUAUGUCGAAAAAUUUAAAAGUGAAAAGUGCGGGCGACACGAUUUAAAAUUUAAACAAGAGUUUCGGUGAAAGUGGAACCGAGUGAAAGUUAAAAUUUCGGACGAUGGAUUCACCUCAAAUGUACGACAAUCAGCAGCAUCAACAAAAUAACGCUGUGGUUAAUCAAGAUGCUAAAAAGACUGUUAUAAUGAACAAUAAUAACAACAAUCUUACCACCCUUAAUAACAACAACGGUAGCUCUAAACAGACGCAAGCUCUGUUAAAGCAGCAUCAGUUGCAGCAAUACCAACAACAUGGUGAACUUAGUGACUUAAAUACCCCCGAAAUAUCUUUAGACUUACAAAAUUUAAUAGACGAUUCUCAAUUUAGUGAUGGUUUGUUUACGGAAAUUCUUUCUAAUCAAGGUAAACACAUACAAAACUUACAGAACAGACAAGUGAUGGGUGUACAUAAUACAAAUUAUCCAAGAACUACUUUAGCGUAUAUGCCCCAACCCGUUCACAGUGGAGCUACUUACUCUACCAAUCAAAACUCAAAUAGUGACUCUAAUAGUUCGGUCGGGAGUGACGUACCUAGUAUAAAAGAAGAACCGAUGGAUCCCCAGGAAUACAGGAGGCAGCCUUGCAACAUUCUUCCGAACAGCUACAUCCCCGGAUCGUAUCCCCAAAAUCCAGGCGCAACCUUCACGACCCUAACCCCUAGCCCAGUCAUACAUCACCAGCUUAAUAUGAACGCUAUGAAAAACAAAGCAACUCUAUUAAAUCAACACAAUAUAGCUAGAAAAAAUAUGAAACCCUGUGAUAAAAACAGCGACGAAUACAGAAGGCGAAGGGAAAGGAACAACAUCGCUGUGAGGAAGAGUCGAGAGAAAGCCAAAGUCAGAACCAGGGAAACCGAAGAAAAAGUCAAAAUCCUCAUCAAAGAGAACGAAAGGCUACAAAAAAGGAUAGAGUUGCUUACGGAGGAGUUGAACGUCCUACGCAGCCUUUUCUCCAGCGUGGGGGUUCUCCCGGAGCACGUCCACAGGGAGAUCAACAAACACCUAGACUCGUUCCAGCUGCAGCACCAACAACAACAACAUAUGUCUGAAGACAACAGGCAGAGGAUGAUGGAAAUCGUCCACGAUUACGGACCAUAGCCUCCAAUAAAUUAAUAGGUAUAAGGUCGUAUUUCACAUAAAACUAUUUUUUUUAUUGCGAUAUAUAUUUAAAUAAAACAAAUUUUUCACAAAGAACAAUAUGAAAACAUGAAUUACAUAUAUAUCUUAAGAAACGCUAAUUUUUUUAAUUAACUUUAAUGUUUCCACUACAUUUUCAUAAAAACAGCAUAAGAUAUAA